Messenger RNA from Sphenostylis stenocarpa, 378 nucleotides. The record is from the annotation of a GenBank genome assembly. NCBI's taxonomy places the organism in Eukaryota, Viridiplantae, Streptophyta, Magnoliopsida, Fabales, Fabaceae.
AUGGCUAUGUGGAUAAUAUGUGGUUGGCUUUUUCCUGCAGUGACGAUGGAAGCAGAUUAUGGAAAUGAUUGCACCAAAUUUGAGGAGAGAGAAAAUCUUUCAGUUCCCCCCGGUUUUGUAUCCCUCACAUCUUUCAUUUUGAGAAGGAAUGAAAAUGUUAAGGAAAAUAAUAAAUCUACCACCUUUACAAGUACUUCUGAACAAGAGCCAAUCUGCUUGAAGACUAAAGUUGAGACGAAUGACGUUACUGCAUAUAGUCAGGGUCUUAUGCAUCGGCCGUGGAUAAACAUGGACCAUAGCAAUUACCACAAACCUGAGGAAUCUCACAUAAAGCAUUUUCCUAUGGUUAAGUUGGAAAUCUUGCAUAUUUUUGGUUAG